Molecule: messenger RNA, 531 nt
Organism: Funneliformis geosporum
Lineage: Eukaryota; Fungi; Glomeromycota; Glomeromycetes; Glomerales; Glomeraceae
Source: the annotation of a GenBank genome assembly
GGGGAUCCACAGAUCACAUUGGAUCAAAUAGAUUUUAGAAUGAUAGUUUUAAAGGAAUUUAUUAAUGCGUUAGGUGUAAAAACUAGUUGGAUAGAACGACCGAUCUUUGCUAAUGUGACCCCUAAAAUUUUAACGCCACAACUAACUUUGUCAAAAGAUAAUGGUGGUGGUUUGGAAUUUAAAGGAUUUAAAGAAUACGCUUAUGAUAAAUAUAUAAUAUUUCGUGGUAAAGAGAUUCAAUCAAUUAAUGAGGCCGCUAAAUCAAUUGAUGAAUUCGUUAAAGAACCAAAUGUUAAAUUUAAAGAUCAAGAAGAAUUUAUCGCAAAGUUCGUUAAAUCACCACAAAUUGAAUCGGCUCAAAGGAUAGCAAACGUCAGUGUUAAUCCAUUUACUUUAGGGUUUCAACUAAGAGGGGCCAAAUCUGAUGAUGAUGUGAUCGUUUUAGAAACUUCAUUAAAUCCUUAUCAAAAUGGUGUUAGUAUGAAUAAUUUUGAUGCUAGCAUUUAUGCUAACACCGAGGAUUUCUUAAUG